AUGAACCAAACCUCAAUAACCAAGGACGUUUUCUUAUUCAGAGCACAUUCAAAUCAUCUAAAAACCAAUAAAAUUGCACAGAAAGGUUAUAUACCGGAUAUAUGGAAUGUGCUCGAAAAGCACAACCUUGAAGACUACUUGUUGAACUACCUUGACAAUGGAUACUUUCCACCAAACAAGCUAUGGAAUAAAAUCUGCAGAUAUCAGGUAAAACAGACACAAAUAUGCUCUGAAAAUAGAGCAAACAGAGCAGAUGCACGGAUACCAACAAACAGAUUAAGAGAACACCAAUUAUGGAAAACUGCUCAAAAGGACCAUACGAUACUGAGAGAAUCAUUAACAAUGGCGAAGGUGAUAUCAAUGCCACUCGAAAAUAGGGAAUCUUUGUGUGAAAAAUGUGGAAUGCUUUACAAUGACACUAUUUCACAUAUUCUUCAAGAGUGCGCCAACCACAACUCGCAAAGAGAGCAAGUAAUCAGAGCCCUCAACUUAAACCAAGAUGAAGAAUUCAGUCGUUUACCGAACGUCAGUGCUAUGAGCUGCAGACCACCAGACUCAAACACAGAGAUCUCAAUAACUGUAGUUACAGAGUAUUUACACUAUGUUGAUCGAUUGAUAAGGGAAAAUAAUGUAUCAUUGAUACCUCCAUUUCCGAACACUGCACAAAAUUAACCACAUGAUUGUAUUGUUUUCUUAUUUUACCUUGUACCUUUAAAAUUGUGAUGUUAUUAUUAAUGACGCUAGCAGAAUACUAGUGUCAAUGUACCUGUAAUAUAAGUUCAUAUGAAAUCCACACAUAUGUGGGAAAUAAAGAUACAUACAUACAU
Molecule: messenger RNA, 827 nt
Organism: Owenia fusiformis
Lineage: Eukaryota; Metazoa; Annelida; Polychaeta; Sabellida; Oweniidae
Source: the annotation of a GenBank genome assembly